AUGUCAAUUGACCUUACUGAACAAAUCACUCCACCAACUCGGCGUAGAAAGGCUUCGCGUAGUGAUCUUUUCACUAAAAAUCACUUUGACGAGCGAAAUCUUCCACCAGACAAUGAGAAAGCAAAAACUCAUCGUGAAGUCCGAUGUCUUAAUAGUCC
Funneliformis geosporum is the source of this 158-nucleotide messenger RNA. Lineage: Eukaryota; Fungi; Glomeromycota; Glomeromycetes; Glomerales; Glomeraceae. The record is from the annotation of a GenBank genome assembly.